AAUACAGUUUCAGAAAAUAAAAACAAAUACAACGUCGUACUAAUUAUUAACUAAGAAAAACAAAUUUAUAAUAAUAUAUGUAUGUAGAUAAGAAAAAAAAGUGAAAAAAUACUAUCCAAAUAAAAAGAAAACGGUCAAAGUUUACUCGUUUCUAUAUAUAAGCAUGAAAUGGAGUGAAUAAUAAUAACAACAACCUUGUUGUAAAAUUUGGGCGAUGAGAGGAAAAUCGUCUUCAACAUCAAAUAUAUGGAAAUUUAUAUUUUCCAAGUGAGGCAAACCUCAAAACAAUGAAAAGUGGUAUGGCCCUCACUUCUCAUAUUUUCUGGUGAUUUGCAUGAAAAAUACUUCCUCCCCCCAGUACUACUGUCACCCGCGGGCGCUUAGAAAAUUCUUUUGUUAAAUUUUUACGCGUCAUUAUUUGGGGCUUUAAGCAGUGUCCCUUCCAAGCAAAACAGAUAUUGCCAAAAAAAAAAAACAGCAGACAGUGUCACCCAUAGAAUCCAUUGUUGAUUGUCUAAAUUCCAUUUUCCUAUAAAUAAUUCUUUGAAUUUGCUUUAAUUUACAUAAAUACCUUAAAUUUAAUGCUACGCCUCAAGUCAUCACACAUAGUAGAUAAAGCAAACAAACUCAAAGUACCACUUCACAAGCAAGUUCAGCAUAGCUAACGAAGCUCCAGCAAGCAAAGUCAAAAUGGAUCCCCAGAAAAUAUCCGAAUUGGCCAAACUAUUACGAAAUAAUGGUGACAAAAUAUUAAGUUGUGAAUCCACUUUAACACUAUCAGGCUCUCUUUUACGUGCCCUUAACGAUGCCUUCACCCUUAUCGCCGAUUCGCUGGAAGUGGGCGAAGUGCAAAACUUUCAAGUUUUAAAACCUAUGAAUUCUAAACCCCCUGUUUUUCGAGAUUUACAGCUGAUACAUGAUUUUAUACAGAAAACCGCUCUUCUAAGCCUGGUGCAAUAUCCAAGUGAAGAGUAUUUGGGUAAAAUCGAUAUUGCGAAAUUUCGAGCUCUCAAGCGGCUGGAAGUUCAUAAAAUCAAUAUAAAACAAUUGGCUGGCAUACAAAGGCUGCGAGGCCAAUUGCAACAUUUGAUAUGCGUGAAAAGCAUAAAGGCAGUCGAUGACAUUAUAACCCAUUGUGGCGGUGACAACUCCAAUGGUUUUGUAUGGAACGAGCUGAAGAGUGCCGAUUUUAGUUACAACAAUCUCAAAUGUGUGGAUACAUCAUUGGAGUUUGCCCAAUAUUUGCAGCAUUUGAAUUUGCGGCAUAAUCAGCUGCAGUCUGUGCAGGCCAUCAAAUGGUUGCCUCACUUGAAAACUUUGGACUUGAGUUACAAUCGUCUCACACAGAUACCGCAGUUUCACAUGGAUGCCUGUAAGAGACUGCAAUCGUUGAACAUGAGCAAUAAUCUGCUGGAGGAUCUCAUGGGUAUUGUGAAAUUGGAUGCUCUUACGGAUUUGGAUUUGUCAGAUAACUUCCUUUUGGAUCAUACAUUUCUGUUGCCUCUGAGUGCUUUAAUUACCUUGAAAUUUCUUUCACUAUUUGGCAAUCCCUUGUAUUGUUAUCCCAAACAUCGUUUGGCUACAUGCCAAUAUUUGCAUAAAAACUGUUCCACCGUCAAAUUUGUUUUGGAUUUUGAUACACUCUCGAAAAGUGAAAAAGCUGUCACAGGUACACAUCAAUUAAGGCAGGUGGGAGCUCUCAAUCGCUUUACAUUGCGUUCAUCGUCCACCUCCAUAUCGAGUACGAGUGGGGGUCUUACGCCCAUUCAUUCAACCAAUACACCUGCCUCAAGUGUUGGUUCAUUGCUCUCCUUCAAAUUUUUCGGUGACAAGUCCUCAGACGUGGAAACAAACAGCAAUGAAACGUCGGGGGUAAAACCAAAGAAAAGAGCUUCCAAAAUGCGCUGUGUUGAAAUUGAGGAUCAAACUGUAGAUAAUGCAGAUAUGGCCAAAGAAGAUGUCGCGGAUGCCAUGAAUAGCUCGGUUAUAUCAAUGAAUAAAAGCAUCAGCUAUACUAAAGAGGACUGCAAAGAACAUUUGGAGACAAAACGCCAAAUUGUUGAGCUAAGAGAAAAAUAUGGCAACGAAUGGCUGCAUUCUGGUAAUGCAGAAAUACUGAAUAAUGACUCAACACAAAAAUCAGACGACAUUGAUGUGCAGCGGCAAAAAUCACGCGAAAUGUUUGAAGAAUAUAUAAAAGAUGUAUCAGGAGAUUUGUCAAACAGCACCUCUGCCCAAACAACAACGGUAGUGACCUCUACACCCACCAACCUGGCACUUGACAAUACGCUCACCCAGUUAACGGUGUCUCCCAUUAAAACGGAAUCAGAAACCAGUGACUCCUCUUCCCUAUACAAAAGUUUGGACCAAACACAAACCCUUAUCCCCAAUGAGGAUACCAACUCAAAUCUGGACAAAGAAGACACAGUCUACAAAUCAUUUGACGAUAGCAAAAGUGGGAACAAUAAUAGCAAUCCCUUUGAGGGGGAUGAGGAUAAUACUGAACCAAAGCAAAACAACGAAGCUGAAAAUGAUAUGGAAGAAGAGGAUGAUCGUUUGAAAUAUGUCUAUUCUUCAACAGAGAAUGAAGAUGCUGAGCAUUCUGAACGGGAAGAUGAUGAGGAGACUUAUAUUGUCUUUACCUCAAAUCGUAAUGAGGCCAUAUUUUUAACAAAAUCCUCCAACUUCCUGAGAGAAAGAGACCCUUUAACUGAAAAGACAAUAACCAAAUGGAGCUUAAAAAUCUUGGAAUCCUGUGAUCGUAUCAAAUCCAAUGUUUUGCGUAUAAAUUUUGAUACCGUUAAGGCGGACAAACAGGAGCGUGUUUAUACAGUGGAAGAGGACUUGUGCCAGGAAUUGGAGAAGAAGUUACGUGACAUUUUAUCGCAAAGGGAUCUAACAGAAAUGAAUCAAACCAUUUAUCGAUGUGUCAAUUGUAAUAUGCAAUUUUCGCAAGAGGUUAAAACUACACAACAACAUGUUGACAUACGCUGUCCAGAUUGUAAGUCGACUUUUGUUGCUGAGCUGCACGAGAUUCCCAAAUCUUUGGAAAAAAGGACGACUCUGACUCUUAUGGAUAAGUUAUCGCCCGCCUCCAUAGUGGAAGAAUUGCCAAGCAGUGUGAUACCUCUUCAUAUACAAGAUGGUGAUAGCAACAGUAUUGGUAAAGGCAAAACAAGGCUUACAACUAAUCCACAGCAAGCAACAACACAGAAGCAAAUUGUAAAAAGUUCUGCCACGUCCCUGAAUGAAUCAUCUUGCUCGAAAAUCACUACCACCAAUUCGGAAAGCUCUUUCAAUUCCAAUCAAUCUUUGGUGGGCAGCACAAAUACAGACCGUGAUUUGGAUUUUAGAACUAAUGGUGAAAGUGAUGUGGACAUCAUUUCGAAUCCCAGUCAAUCCAGCAUUGAGGUCUUAGAACAUUUCGCCAGCCGCAAAACUUCUGAGGAACGUCGUAUAUCCCACAUACCAAGUCUCGAAACCAUAGAUGAUCAAAGCUACACUCAGACAUUUUUGGAACGUGAAUUUGAUAAUAUGAUUAAUUUUGCCAUGAAAGAUCAUCCCGAGGAAUAUGCCCAGAAGCUGGCUAAAACUAAACCUCCGGCCAUAGCAGACCAAGCACCAAAGUCUGAAAAAGCUGAGUUAUCUGCCAAAGAGAAUGAGACAAAAAUCAAAAAGUCUUCCACUGCAUCUGCACACAAUAACUUGACCGAAAGUAGUUCAUCGGGCUCUGUAACGGAUAGUAUUUGCACAGCCUAUGAACAAAAGGCUCAACCCGAUAGCACCCAGGAAUUUUUGCAGCAGGAAAUCAAUGAUAACAACAAAAAGGAUGGUAGCAACAAUAAUUUGUCAAUGCUAAGUGCUAUAAUGCAAUCUACCAGCAUAUUGAUGACCAGCUCCAAAAAACUCAUCGACACAGAAAAAUUGUCCAACAUUAAGUCCGGCACUGUUUUGCCCACAAACACCAACAACACCAACUCAGCGGUGACCAGUACCUCUAGAUCAUAUAAAUUUAAUUAUACCGACUUCAAUGAGAUUGAUCAUCGCUUGAAAUUGUAUUUCUAUCAAACCAAAUUCGAGGAGAAAGGUGAACACUUCAAGUGGAUAGUAAGGGGACGCAUUUACAAUGAAAACACCAAACAGAUGAGUGAUGGUUGUGUUGUGGUCUCCACCUGCAAGUUUUAUUUGAUGCAAGUCUUUGGCGAAGAACAUGAUGAUGUAGCCAAAUGGUUGAAACCUAUUAUUACUUGCACUGUGGAUCGUUUGGAAACCAUACAGUUGUUGCCCUGGAAGAUAGGUUUAUCAUUUCAUUUGCGUGAUUGGGGUGGAUUUUUAUUGCUGCUGCAAGAUAUCUUGAGAACGGAUUCCUUGCUGUUGUUCUUUGCGAAUAAUUCCCCGCCCACCUCCUGUGAUUUGGUCUAUCAGCCCAAUGAGUCUAUUUUGAAACGUCUCAAUUCGGCCGUUAUAGAUGAACAAUUGAAUAUGUGCUCGGUGCUAAAUGGCUGUGAAAUUACCUGUGAAAAUGCCAAACGUUCAUUCAAUAUAUGCUGUCUGCUAACAACCGAUUCACGCCUCUAUUUAAGUUCUGAAAAUAUGGGUUGGCUUUCGGCGGGCAAAACGGCCGCAGAAGAUAUUGAAUUAUGCGUUACCCAAUUUAUGUCGAAUUUAGUGGAAGUUGAACAUAGCAGCGAUAAUGUUUUUAUAUUAAAUUUUCUAGAUGAAACCCAGGAUAAAUGUGAGCUCUGGAAGUGCACAUUUGAGACAGCAGAAAAUGCCAAUACCUGCUUAAAUGCUAUAUCACAAUCCUGGGAGAAACUAUUUGGGGUGCCACUGAUAAAUACAUGAAAAACAAAAAAUACAUAAAAAAAGUCAACUGAAUUGAAGUGAUCUUAAACAUGACUCAAAAUUAUAACAAUAACUAGGUUAAGCCAAAACUAGACUAAAAUCUUAAUGUUUUCUGUAUGUAUUAGAGAAACAUAAAUUUUUUCUCUUACUUUGUUUUUCUCUCAGUGAUGUUUCUAUAUAAGAAAAUGUUUAAGAAACUAAAGAAAAAUAUUACAAUAAUCUUAUAUGAAUUAUAUAUUCUAUUGGUGCCGUAUACUCUUAUAUAAGGGAGAAAAAAAAAACUUAUGAAACACCAAAACAUAUCUCUCCUCUCCCCUUUUUGAAAAAAAAAACACCCUUGACUACGAUUUGUUUCUCUAGGCAGUCUAUGAUUGGCAACAAAAUUAUUUAAAGUAUGCCAUAAAUGUUUGCAAUAAUCUUUUACAGUUAUUAUUAUUAUUACUUAGCUUUUGUAUAUAUAAAAAACAAUUUAGUAAUAAUAAAAUAAUCCUGCAAUCCUUAA
Molecule: messenger RNA, 5347 nt
Organism: Stomoxys calcitrans (stable fly)
Lineage: Eukaryota; Metazoa; Arthropoda; Insecta; Diptera; Muscidae
Exons: 11
Coding region: 691-4845 (1384 amino acids)
Cellular component (GO): cytoplasm
Molecular function (GO): protein binding
Source: RefSeq, a predicted model, not a curated record